This is a messenger RNA of Moneuplotes crassus, 1047 nucleotides long. The record is from the annotation of a GenBank genome assembly. NCBI's taxonomy places the organism in Eukaryota, Ciliophora, Spirotrichea, Euplotida, Euplotidae.
AUGGAUAAUAGACACUAUUUUGUGGCCUUCCUGGCAGUUAUUGGCUUAUUUUUCUUAUUAGCAUUGAUCACAAUUCCUAUAUGGAUCCCAAUCCUGAUAUUCAACACCCCAUUGAUCAUUGGAAUCUAUUUGCUUGCCAAAUACACUCGUUUUGGAGGAGUUCUAGAGAAAUGGUAUCUUGCAGUCUAUGACUGGCUGGUGUACCAAUCAGAAACCCCAAGAAGACUCCUCUGGCAAGGAUUUUAUGAGUUCAUGAGCUGGUACAACCAGGAUACUGAUUGGGUCACUAUGAAUUACGGAUACGCCCUUCUCACAGAUGAUGGUCACAUGAUUGAUAAUUUACUGACAGAAGAGCAAGAUAAGCACGAGUGCUUCUCUCUUCAGCUCUACUACUUCAUCACUGGGACGAAUAAAGCCUUCAAGUCUCUCGAAGGCAAGACCCUUGUCGAAAUUGGCUCAGGAAGAGGCGGAGGUAUCUCCUUUUUGACAAGAGUUUUCAAACCAGAAAAAGCUAUUGGAGUUGACUUUUCCAUGAACCAAGUUGAGUUCUGUAAAGGAAGACACUCUAAUAUCAACCAACUUGAGUUUCAUCAAGGAGAUGCAGAAACUUUCACAACAGUCGAAGGAAUUGGCGAGGAUUCAGUCGAUGCUAUUGUCAAUGUAGAGUCUUCCCACUGAUACGGAAAUAUUGAUAAUUUCUUCACUCAGAUCAAUAGAGCACUCAAGAAGGAUGGAGUUUUCUGUUACACAGAUUUUAGAGGGGUAGAAGGCAUGGAAGAACUCCAAGCUAAAGUUGAAGAGUAUUUCGUAGUUGAGAAAUCUAUUGAUAUCACUAGAAAUGUAUGCUACGCUUUAAAGUUAGAUACACAAAGAAGGUUAGCAGUAAUUGAGGAAAAAUGCCCCAAAAUAUUUGUCCCCCUCAUCAAUAAGUUCUCAGGAGUCACUGGUAGCAGAGUUUAUGACGAACUUUCUGAGAGAAAGACACUUUACCAUGCUUGGCUUCUGAAACCAAAGAAAGCUGGUCCCAGUGAGGAAAUUAUGGAAUAA